Rosa chinensis is the source of this 1659-nucleotide messenger RNA. Its product is annotated as F-box/LRR-repeat protein At3g48880. NCBI's taxonomy places the organism in Eukaryota, Viridiplantae, Streptophyta, Magnoliopsida, Rosales, Rosaceae. Gene Ontology annotation, molecular function: protein binding. The coding region runs from base 622 to 1554 and encodes 310 amino acids. The record is from RefSeq and is a predicted model, not a curated record. The transcript is spliced from 4 exons.
UGAGCUGCAAUUCUUCCUAGUUUGUUCUCAGCUCUUCCCACCGAACCAAGGGACGAAAGCAGCAGUUUUCUCAUAGGGAAGUGAGAAAUCCUAAUACCCUAAAAUCGGUCUUUUCUGUUUCACUAUUCAAUCUCGUCUGGCGGCGCCCCGACCGGUGCUGGCUCCGGCCUCGCCGUCGUCUUGGGUUGCUGCCAGAUGGGUAUUUGAUCCAAUUCGGUCCGAGGUUUGUUCAUGGAUGGCUGCGCUUUGGAUUUUUUCUGGCUGCAUCUCAACCAGCGGCGGGGGUGUGCUAAUCAUGACUAGUGGGAUUCCGGACGGCGCGAGUUGUGGCGGCGUGUUUCAGGUGUGAGCUGUAGGUGACGUGAGGCGUGGCGGUUUGGGUCGCAGUGGUGAGUGGCUGCAGCGGCGUAGAUCGCAACAGCACGGAUCGUGGCAGAGUGGGUCGAAUUGUGCUACUGUGCUUAUGGCAUAUGGCAUGUCGUCAGGAGAGCUGGGCAUGUGACAUACGACAUGUCGUUGAGGGUGAUGGGCUGGGGACAGACCAGCUUGAUGGACUCUGAAGUUUAAACUAUUCCUUUGGAUGCUUUGGGCUUGCUAUUUUGGGCUAGGGUUUUUCCCUAGAUGGAUCAACGAAGAUGGGAGGACUUAGAUAAGGACUGUUUGGUGAAAGUGUUUGAGAAAGUUGAUAUGGAGUCGCUACUCUUGGAUAUUCCUUUUGUGUGCAAGUCAUGGCACAAAGAAACACUAAAUCCUUCUUGCUGGAAAAGUCUUAUCUUUCCGGAAUUUGAACCUGGAUUUCCUUAUGAAUUUGAUUAUCCAAUCCAUGAAAGAUUUGUUUCUGAAUUUGGCCUUGAUAGCAAUCGUGUCUCCGAAACUGCCUUUAUAAAGUUUGUUGUCAAUCGUAGCCAAGGAAAGGCUGUUUUUCUCAAGCUACCUGGAUUCUCUACCGUAGAAGCCUUUGAAUAUGUUGCAGAUGCGUGCCCUAACCUUGUGAUUUUGGGUUUACCAAGAUAUUUGUUGUGGAAAGAAGACAUCGAUCUCGAAUCGAUUGGCAAGUUCAAGUACUUGUAUCUGUUGUCAUUGGGCAGCUGCGAUAAAUUGGACAGAGUUCUUGCAGUAGUCAGCAAACGGUGCAAGUUGUUUUCUCAUUUAACACUGUCUAAUGCCCAAAUUGGUAAAGAAGAGGUUAUGGCAAUUGUCAACUUAGUCCCUGAUAUUAAGCGCCUGAGCUUGAAUGAGGCACAAAUCGAUCGGGAUAAUCUCAUCAUAUUACUGAAGGGUUGCAAAAAACUUUCGUUCUUGGAGGCCAAGGAUUGCAUUGGUUUCAAUGAGGGUGAUGAUGAAAUAGCAGAGCUGGCUUCUCAUAUCAGUAAAUUUCGCUGUGAGGGAUCUAAAGAGCGCAUUGAAUUUCCAUUUGAUUUUUCUGAAUUUAUUCUUUCAUCAUUAACGGAAGAUUCUGUCAUAGAAAUGGCUUCAAUGCUUGCAGAGGUUGAUGUAGAGCCAGAGGUUGAUGGCGAGGGAGAGGGUGAUAUUGAAGAAAGUGUUGAACCUUGAUUGAGCUCUUUAUAUUUGUUGAUGUUGUUAUAUAUGUGUGAUCUUAUCAGAUCCAAAUAUUGAAGUUUUCUUCUUAGCCUAAUUUAUGUAUUGGCGUAUCCUAAA